Molecule: messenger RNA, 1647 nt
Organism: Alternaria rosae
Lineage: Eukaryota; Fungi; Ascomycota; Dothideomycetes; Pleosporales; Pleosporaceae
Exons: 3
Coding region: 1-1647 (548 amino acids)
Cellular component (GO): lipid droplet
Source: RefSeq, a predicted model, not a curated record
AUGUCGGCCUCGACUGAAUCGAGCGCAACCAAUGUAGAUUCUCACAGUGAGGAUGCGCCCCGGGUCGAAGCGCUAUUCCUCAUCAAAUUCGACAAGAAAGUUGGCUAUACAAUCGCCUGGAAACGCACAACGACACCGGGCGUUACGCUCGAUAACGCCGUUGAAUACAAAUCGCUACCCUCAGGUCUGCACUCAGUGCAGAACGACCUCGUCUACUUUACCCAUGACGGUUAUGCUGGGCUCAGCGCCUUCGCAAAGGGCGACGCGAGCGCAGAGGAUCGCAAUGCCACCUUCGUUUCCGUGGGGAUCCUAAUUCAGAAGGAGGGCAGAUUCGGGAGGCUGGGAAGGAGUUGGCUACUUGCCGGCCGCUUGGAGAGGUUGGCUGCGACUCUGGCGGACGACCCCCAAGCUGUGACACCGCUGGACGAGUUCUGGCAGGAACAAGUCUCGAGACAUAGCACAGGGGACGCCUCAGAUGCCGGAGAGGCGAAGGGUCACAGCAGAGCGCGCGCCAUAUCCACCGUCAGCGCAGUCGUGAAAGACGAGGAGAGCCUCCCGGACUACCACCCGGCCCUGUCUAUACAGCGCUUCCUCGACGUAUUCGGGCCAUUGGUCUUCCGGCUGCAACAAGCGGCCCUGCUGAGGAAACGGAUUCUCUUCGUGGGCGUCCCGCCGGUCAGGACGGCUUGCGAGUUCGUCUACAAUCUGUCUGUACUGUCUAGCAUAUCACCCCGCGACACCGAGCGUUUGCCUCCAGAGACCGAAAACCUCCUCCGUCUACCGACCCUCUUCUCCGUCGGCGUACACGACAUACCUCUCCUCGACGACCUUCGCAAGCCCAAACACGGCGGACACACACCAGACCUUGAGCCAUCAGAGGGCUGGGCUGCGUGCACAACUGACGAAAUCAUCGUCACAAAGACACAGCUCUACGACAUCAUCGUCGAACUACCGCCCACUUACGAUGCGCUCCCACAAGAACGACGCUGGCCACGGAUACGAACGAGCGAUGGCAGUUUGAUCAAGGCCAGCCAGCGGGACGUUGCGCGCUACAAGCUUUUGCACAAAGAGCUUUUCAAGCAGCGUACUAGAUCGGAAACAUCGCCCGAGCCGUAUACGGACGACGAGAACGACGACACUGCGCCCCUGCUGUCGCGCGACGAGGUCGAUACCAAACGCGCCGACGACGACUUCAACGAAGCAUACGACGACACGGUGGUAGAACCAACAACGUGGUCGAGGCUUGCAUACAUGGGCUACAUGUGGUGGGCUUCGGCUGGCGAGAGAGACGCAUACACGACAGCGGAGCGGGAGACGGACCGCGAGCUGAUUGGCGACCUCUCCGCCUACUCACAGUCGUUGGAGACAGCAAUCAUUGCGUACUUCCAUCGACAGUCUUCGCUGCUCAUACGAACGCUGUCGCAAAUCAUCGAGGCGGAUAUACAAGGCGAAAGAGGAGACGAUGACGAUAAUGACAGCGAUGCAUUGAUUGUGGACAGAGACGACUUGUCGCGAAUGGGGCUAGAUACAUGGUCAGAGGCUGAUCGAGCCUUUGUGCAGGAGUUCGGUAGUCUGUACUUUGGACGUACUGUUGGGGUCAAGGGCAGUGAAGUGGAGUGCUGUGGUCUGCGGGUGCCAAUCUUCUAG